Messenger RNA from Spodoptera littoralis (African cotton leafworm), 747 nucleotides. Lineage: Eukaryota; Metazoa; Arthropoda; Insecta; Lepidoptera; Noctuidae. The record is from the annotation of a GenBank genome assembly.
AUGUCUCGGUUAGCCAACUUACGUAUCCUGGGCUAUUCAGCCACGAUACUGAUGCACGUCUCCAAUAUAGUCUACAUGGCGUGGUACUCCAAGAAGAACGCUGGGAACUCCAAGGAGGUUCUGCAGUUCAAGAGUUUGGAGUACCGGUUCUUUACUACUUGGACUUUUAUAUUGCAGCUAGCAUAUGCAGUGUAUGCUUUAGCGUGUGAAUACUUCAUCUUGAAGAAUGCAAAGAAGAAAGAUUACAAGCUGCCGUCUCCUAUCACCGACUUUAGGGAGAUUCUGUUCGCUGGUCUUGUGUGGCCUUGUUCCAUGGUUGUCUUCACAGUAUUCUGGGGUUUAUACAACUACGAUAGAACCCUAAUAUUUCCAAAAUUCUUGGACGAGGUGAUCCCGCCCAUUUCGAACCAUGUGAUUCAUACAAUGAUAGUGCCUGUUGUCCUUUGGGAAGUUCUGUUCAGACCGAGACAGGAACCUGAGACUCACGCUAGGAAUGUCAUGCAGUUAACUUUGCACCUAUGUGUUUAUGUUAGCGUAAUGUACUUCACUUACAUUGAAAGAGGGGUAUGGCUGUACCCUAUCUUUAGGAAGCUCUUUGGCACAAUCUACUUUUUCAUAGCUUUAGCUCUUAUGGGAAUUAUGUUCUAUACAUUUUAUUACGUCCAAUGGCCUUUAACUAAAAUGAUACACAGCUCAAAGAAAAAACAAGAAAAGAAAAAGGCUAAAAUAGAAAAGAAAAUGAAAUAA